This is a messenger RNA of Closterium sp. NIES-67, 675 nucleotides long. The record is from the annotation of a GenBank genome assembly. NCBI's taxonomy places the organism in Eukaryota, Viridiplantae, Streptophyta, Zygnematophyceae, Desmidiales, Closteriaceae.
GGUAUGAGACAGAUGGGAAGAGAGAGGAGGGAAGAGAGAGGAGGGAAGAGAGAGGAGGGAAGGGAGAGGAGGGCAGCGAGAGGAGGGAAGAGAGAGGAGGGAAGAGAGAGGAGGGAAGAGAGAGGAGGGACGACAGAGAAGGGAACAGAGAGGAGGGAAGAGAGAGGAGGGAAGAAAGAGGAGGGAAGAGAGAGGAGGGAAGAGAGAGAAGGGAAGAGAAAGGAGGGAAGAGAGAGGUGGGAAGAGAGAGGAGGGAAGAGAGGGGAGGGAAGAGAGAGGAGGGACGAGAGAGCAGGGAAGAGAGAGCAAGGAAGAGGUAGAAGGGAAGUGAGGGGGGGGAAGAGAGAGCAGGGAAGAAAGGGGAGGGAAGAGACGGGAGGGAAGAGAGAGCAGGGAAGAGAGAGCGGGGAAGAGAGGGGAGGGAAGAGAGGGGAGGGACGAGAGAGGAGGGACGAGAGAGGAGGGACGAGGGAGGAGGGAAGAGAGGGGAGGGAAGAGACGGGAGGGAAGAGAGGGGAGGGAAGAGAGGGAAGAGAAGAGAGGGGAGGGAAGAGAGAGGAGGGAAGGGAGAGGGGGGAAGAGAGAAGAGGGAAGAGAGAGGAGGGAAGAGAGAGGGAAGAGAGAGGAGGGACGAGAGAGCAGGGACGAUAGAGGAGGGAAGAGAGAGAAAGGAAG